AUUAUUUCACCCGUCUCCUUCGAGUUCGAACUUCGAACCCCUUCUCUUCGUGUACUCCCGACAAGCAUCAAACUCUUUCUUCGUAAACUCCCGACACGCAGCAAACUCCCUUCACUUGCCGUCCGGUACCGUCCAUGUUGUACCGACUGUAAGUACAAUAAAGGGUAUGAUAGCGUCCUGCAGAGCAAGUUUGGUUUCUCCCAGAGAAGGUAUUCGAAGAUUUGCGAUGGAAAAUAAAGCUCGGAACAAGGGUUAUGUACAUUAUGACCAUACCGAUCCUUGCAGAUAUGAAAGGUGGACUGCCAGGGAAAGCUACGAAUUCAUGCACACAAGGCCUUGGCAAGAAGUCGUCGAUUUUUAUUCAAAUUCAGUGAACGGGCGCGCAUCAAUAUUGUCCGCAUUGUUUGGGAUUGAGACACAUCGUGUUCAUAAUGAUGCUGAAAUUCUAGAGGUUUCUGAUAAAACUGAAUUGGAGAGUGUUUCCGCUGAAGAUAGGACUGGGAGAUGGGCAAGAUUAACAUUCAAAAUUGUUCUUUCAUAUCACGGGGGUUCUUUUGAUGGUUGGCAAAAGCAGCCGGGCUUGAACACUGUCCAGGGUGUAAUAGAAAGAUCUCUCUUUAAAUUUGUUGAUGAGAGGAAAGUUCAAUUGCUGAAAGACAAAGGUUUACCCGUAGAAGGCAGUGUUGUUGUUGCUGGGCGCACAGAUAAGGGAGUCACAGCUCUUCAACAAGUUUGUGCUUUUUCUACUUGGAGAAAGGAUAUAAAACCUCGAGAUAUAGAAGAGGCCAUCAACGGUGCAGUGCCGAGAAAUCUUAUUGUCAGAUCUGUUUCUGAGGUCUCACGCAGCUUCCAUCCAAAUUUCUCUGCCAAAUGGAGGCAUUAUUUUUAUAUCCUUCCAUUUAAUGAUUGGGAGGGUGGGGAGCAAGGUAGUGAGAGUGGGCAGGAUGCUGAGAAUUUUAGAUGUAAUGAAAAUACAGAUGAGCAGAGAAUUAGAUGCGAUGAAUGCAAUGUGGACACUGUUGAAGACUUAAUUAAUGAUUACAAGGAUGAUCAUGAAAAUGGGAAGAAACCACAAACAUUCAGCAUAAUCAGGGUUAACCAACUUCUGCAGCAGCUAGAAGGAAAGCUAUUGUCCUACAAGAUGUUUGCACGUGAUACCAAAGCUUCGAGAAACGUUGGUCCUCCAACACAGUGUUUUGUCUACCAUGCUCGAGCAGCAGUAGCCCGCCUGCCAUGCUCUGAUCAUGGGGAAGGAAGAAAGGUUAUGUGUGUGGAGCUGGUUGCUAACCGCUUCUUACGCAAGAUGGUUAGAGUGCUUGUGGCAACAUCGGUAAGGGAAGCAGCUGCAGGUGCAGAUGAGGAUGCAUUGAUAAAGCUAAUGGAUGCUACUUGCAGACGUGCCACUGCUCCCCCAGCACCCCCUGAGGGACUAUGUCUUGUUGAUGUAGGAUAUGCAGAGUUUGAUUCGCAAUACUGUCUCAUUCCAAAGGACUGAGUUUAGUGUCAUUGCCACAUGGAUCUAGCUUUAGAUCUGGAUUAGUUGAUACCAUACACACAUAUGCGUAUUUGGUUUUAAGGGGAAUUUCGUCUCUGGUGUUUCUGUAUUGUAGAUCUGCAUAGUUGUGCUUUAGUCCUCUACUGCAUUAUCUGGCUGUUGAUUUUUGUUGCUGCUAGUUGGAAUCCUUCUUGGUGUACCGUAUUGCAGAUCUGCCUAGUAUCUGGCUGUUGGCUGUGCUGUUUUGCAUUGCAGAUCUGUCUAGUCUGGAUCCUCUUGGAGUACUACUACAACUUUUUGCCACAGCAAAGCCAUGGCAUGGAGCAAAAUUUUGAUUA
Juglans regia (Persian walnut) is the source of this 1833-nucleotide messenger RNA. RefSeq names its product tRNA pseudouridine synthase A. The record is from RefSeq and is a predicted model, not a curated record. The coding region runs from base 167 to 1495 and encodes 442 amino acids. The transcript is spliced from 9 exons. Lineage: Eukaryota; Viridiplantae; Streptophyta; Magnoliopsida; Fagales; Juglandaceae. Gene Ontology annotation, molecular function: pseudouridine synthase activity; RNA binding. Gene Ontology annotation, biological process: tRNA pseudouridine synthesis.